Messenger RNA from Cantharellus anzutake, 1602 nucleotides. Its product is annotated as chaperonin-containing T-complex zeta subunit Cct6. Gene Ontology annotation, molecular function: ATP binding; ATP-dependent protein folding chaperone; ATP hydrolysis activity. Lineage: Eukaryota; Fungi; Basidiomycota; Agaricomycetes; Cantharellales; Hydnaceae. Gene Ontology annotation, cellular component: chaperonin-containing T-complex. Gene Ontology annotation, biological process: protein folding. The transcript is spliced from 10 exons. The record is from RefSeq and is a predicted model, not a curated record. Bases 1 to 1602 code for a protein of 533 amino acids.
AUGUCGAACAGUCUUGAGCUUCUGAACCCGAAUGCACAAAGCGUGAGGCGCGCUGCUGCGCUCCAAAUGCUGGUGGAUGGUGCGGGUCAGAUCAAGUUGACCAAGGACGGGAAGGUCUUGUUAUCGGAAAUGCAAAUCCAAAACCCCACAGCAGCGAUGAUUGCACGUACAGCUGUCGCGCAGGAUGAUCAAGUUGGCGACGGAACAACGUCUGUUGUCCUUCUCGUGGGCGAGCUUCUGAAGCAAGCGGAUCGCUACAUAUCAGAGGGGGUUCAUCCUACCGUCGUCGCAGAGGGGUUCGAUAUCGCCAAAAAAGAGGCUCUAGCUUUUUUGGAUACAUUCCGUGUCAGAAGAAAUCUCGAUAGAGCCACUCUAAUAAACGUUUCUCAUACUUCGCUCGAAACUAAACUUCAGCCUCGUCUGGCCAAGCAGCUCGCCGCGGACGUUGUGGACGCAGUUCUGACCAUCAGACCAAAACCUCCCAUAACAGGUGUCGAAGCUAUCCAGGAACCUAUCGAUCUCCACAUGGUCGAGAUUAUGAAGAUGCAGCACCGGACAGAGCUCGAUACGCAACUCGUUCGCGGUCUCGUGUUAGAUCAUGGCGCUCGGCAUCCUGACAUGCCCAAACGUGUGGGGAACGCUUACAUAUUGACGCUGAAUGUUUCAUUGGAAUACGAGAAGACCGAGGUCAACUCCGGUUUCUUUUACUCAACAGCGGAGCAGAGAGAGAAGCUUGUUGAAUCGGAGCGUCGUUUUGUGGACGCAAAGCUAAAAAAGAUCGUGGAGCUGAAGAAGCUCGUGUGUGAUCAGCCUAUUGACGAGACUGGAAAGACAAAAUCAAAACCAAAGAAUUUUGUUGUCAUCAAUCAGAAGGGCAUCGAUCCUCUCUCUUUGGACAUCCUUGUGAAGAAUGGAAUUCUCGCUCUGCGACGUGCGAAGAGGCGGAAUAUGGAGAGACUGCAACUUGUGUGUGGUGGUGUCGCGCAGAACUCAGUCGACGACCUUACCCCUGAUGUUUUGGGAUGGGCGGGGCUUGUCUACGAGCAUACUCUGGGCGAAGAGAAAUACACCUUCGUGGAGGAAGUAAAGGAUCCGAAGAGCGUUACCCUUCUUAUCAAGGGCCCGAAUGCUCACACCAUGACCCAAAUCAAUGACGCGUUGAGAGACGGCUUACGGAGUGUGAAGAAUGCAAUUGAGGAUGAGGCAUUGAUUCCAGGCGCCGGUGCUUUCGAGGUGGCCUGUUCAGCGCACCUUUCGUCGGCUGUUAAAAAAGCUGCCAAGGGGAGGGCCAAGCUUGGUGUACAGGCUUUUGCAGAUGCAUUAUUAAUCAUCCCGAAAACUCUCGCCGCCAAUGGCGGGUUUGAUGUUCAGGACUCCAUUGUCGCUUUGCAGGAUGAGCAAGCAGAAGGCAACGUGGUCGGGCUCAACCUUCAAACUGGGGAACCUUUCGAUCCCACAGUAGAUGGAAUAUGGGACAAUUACAGGGUCAAGCGUCAGAUGCUGCAUUCGUGCUCCGUUAUUGCUGUCAACUUGCUAUCGACGGAUGAGAUAUUAAGAGCGGGUGUCUCAAUGACAAGACCAGAGAAUCCAGGACCUCAGUGA